AUGCAGCACCCCCCACCGACCUCGCGCGCAUGGACGAUCACGGCGCGCGGGCUGCCCCCGAACGUAUUGCAGCUCGUGGACCGGCCGACGCCCACGCUCCCGCCGCACCCCCUCCCCGCCGACGUGCCGGAGCCUGAAGAGUGGAUCCUCGUCCGCACGGCCUACGCAGCGCUGAACCCCGGCGCCAUCUUCCAAAUGACGCUUCUCCCGCAGCGCUUCCGCAAAGCCCUUUUCAACGUGCCGGAGAUGGACAUGAGCGGCGUGGUCGUUGACGUGUGGCACCCCGACCGUCCGCACGCCGCCGAGGGCGCCACGCCCGUCGGGCCCGCCGCCCCGCCCCGCUUCGCCCGCGGCGAAGGGGUAUGCGCGAUGCUCCCCGCGUCACACACGCUGCCGACCGGCACGGGCGCGUUGGCAGAGUACGUCGCCCUGCCGGCGCGGUAUGCGGUGCGCAAGCCGCCGUCCGUGGCGUACGCGGACGCGGCGGCCCUCCUCGCCGCGCUCACGGCGCACCGCAUGGUCGUGGAGAGCGGGGCGCGGGCGGGCGACCGCGUGCUCGUCGUGGGCGCGAGCGGGGGCAUCGGCACCAUGGCCGUGCAGAUGCUGCGGCAUGUGGUGGGGAAGCAAGGUGUCGUCGUGGGCGUGUGUAGCGGCGGAAACGCGGAGAUGGUGCGCGCCCUCGGCGCAGACGAGAUCGUCGACUAUAUGCUGUACAAAGAUCUCUCGCGGCACUUGGCCGCGACGUACGCCAGCGCGCCGUUCGACGCCGUGCUCGACACGCUUGGCUUCCAGGCGCUGUACAAGGCGUCGCCGGCCUAUCUGCGCGAAGGGGGCGUGUACGAGAGCGUCGGCAUCAAGCCGCCGACGUUUUGGAUCCCCGACUUCCUACGCGCCGUGUGGACGAUGAAGCUCAACGAGUGGUGGCCGACGAGCCGGUGGCUCGGGGGCGUCGGCCGCAAAUGGGGCGCGUGCAGCAUGAUGCACCCGUCGCUGGCGGAGCGCGAGGCCGUCGUCGGGCUCAUGGAGCGCGGCGUGAUCCGCGUCGUGCGCGACAGCGUGUGGGACUUUGAGCAUGCGCGCGAAGCGUACGACAAGCUCGCGGGCAGACAUGCGGCAGGCAAGAUCCUCGUGCGCGUCGACGCGAGCGUCGGCGAGAAUGCGUGUUAGAUGAAGCUAAAAUCCAAGUAAUCCAUGUAUGUAUCU
Cutaneotrichosporon oleaginosum is the source of this 1203-nucleotide messenger RNA. RefSeq lists its product as uncharacterized. NCBI's taxonomy places the organism in Eukaryota, Fungi, Basidiomycota, Tremellomycetes, Trichosporonales, Trichosporonaceae. Gene Ontology annotation, cellular component: mitochondrion. Gene Ontology annotation, molecular function: zinc ion binding; oxidoreductase activity. The record is from RefSeq and is a predicted model, not a curated record.